Lemur catta (Ring-tailed lemur) is the source of this 8934-nucleotide messenger RNA. RefSeq names its product junctional cadherin 5 associated (gene JCAD). The record is from RefSeq and is a predicted model, not a curated record. Gene Ontology annotation, cellular component: ruffle membrane; adherens junction. Gene Ontology annotation, biological process: positive regulation of blood vessel endothelial cell proliferation involved in sprouting angiogenesis. Lineage: Eukaryota; Metazoa; Chordata; Mammalia; Primates; Lemuridae. The transcript has 4 exons. The coding region runs from base 134 to 4138 and encodes 1334 amino acids.
GGGCGCGUCGCGCUGGUGCCUGGCCGGCCGAAGCGGCGGCUGCGGCGGCGCGGGCAGCACGAGGGAGCCGCUCGUGCUGGGUGCCGCCACCACGAUGGUUCCAGCGGUUGAACUUUGACGAAGCCAGGGCACCAUGUACAGUGUAGAAGACCUCCUGAUCUCUCAUGGAUACAAACCGUCAAGAGACCCCCCGACACCGCGUGAGGAUGACCCUGAGGGACGCCAGCCAGCGAGGACAAGGACGUGUGCUGGCCACGGCCUGUUGAAUGGGCAUGAGGAUGGCCCUGCAGCCUCCGCACACUGUCAGACGUCUGCGGGGAAAGGACGCGUGAGUGACGUGGAAAGCCGCCGCAGCGUGCCGCGAGGCCACGGGGAGCCCCCGGGAGCUUCUGCUUCUAGAAACUCUGAGGCCAGGUUUUAUAAUCAACCCACCUCGGCGUGGUGCUCCCAGCCCCAGGCUGGCAGCAGCCAGGCCUGCCGGAGAAGAGGAGGACGCGAAGUCAGUAGCGUGCUGGGCCCGCGGGACCGAGAGGACCUGGAGCUCAGAGGGAUGGCCCAAGCCCACAGCCUGCCUGGCCACAUGAGGGAGGGACCCUGGGAAGUCGGAGGAAGGACAGAGAAUGUGAUGAAGAAGGCAGUUUGGGAAGAAGAGCUGAGAGUGCCAGCUCCUGCCAAGUGGCAGGACAUCAGCCAGGGGAUCGGGGAGCAGCCCAGGAAGGUGGGGAGGCAGAUGUCUGACGGCAGUGCGGAGAGAUUAUUCCAUGACCUGUACCCGCUGGUUCAAGGGGAGCAUGUGCUGAGCUCCCAGAACAAGAGGAAAUCCCAGUCAUUGCCUAGAGUCCUUUCCCCCGAGAGCCUGAGCUGCACGGACAUUCCCCUUCCGCUAAGCGACGGACGUUUACCUAAAAUGCCACUGUAUCCUCCAAAUGGUGUGCCGACUCUGGAACCCGCAAAGCACCCGGAGAAGGGCGGUGCCUCAGUGCCUUUGCCCCGGCCUAAGUUUGGGAGACCCCUCAAGCCCCCGUCUUAUGGCUCACACCAGCCGCGCUGGGGAGGCGUGGAAAGCAGCGACCCACAGGACGGCCGGCGGACCGACCCGCACGUGUCCAGGCACGAGCUCUGUGCAUGCGACCCCGGCUUGGAGCCGCCAGUGUACGUGCCUCCGCCAUCGUACAGGUCGCCCCCGCUGAACAUCCCAAACCCCUACUUGGAAGACACAGCGCCCGGACCUCCGGCUGAGAAGGCCGGGGCUGGCGGGCAGCUUCCUCCCGGCCCCCGGGGCCCUGGGAGCGAGUACGGCGCGAGCCCCCGCUCUCCGCGAGGGCCCCCUGCACACCCGCGACCUGCCACUGCCUACGGCAGCUCCGUUCAGUACAUCCCCUUCGACGACCCGCGGAUACGACACAUCAGACUGGCGCAACCGCAGGGUUUCUGCGAAGGAGCGAAGCUUGAUGGUAAGUCACGUGACUCCAGUCCUGUCACUCCCCAAGAGCCACCUCGUGGGAAGAUGCAGCCCCAUGGUGCCAUGCUGGACCCACAGAGCCUGACACCCCUGUCAGGGGAUGAGAGCAGCCCUGGUGCCAGGCCCUGGUGGCUGUGGGGCCAGCUCCCCAGGGACGGAGAGCACAGCGGCUUCCCCGACCGAAGAGACACCUGUGUCGUGAGAGGACAGCGGCCGGACGUGGGGGGUAGCCAGCGCAGACACACGGAGGGCCAGGUUUCCUCCCCAAACUCGCAGGGCGACGGUGCCUGCGAAGCGCAAGCCAAGCUCAAAAAAUUCGAAACGGGGAUUCAGACCAAGAAAAGUUCGAAGAGGAAAACAAGCGAGACUAUAUUUUGUUUGGUUUCCAUCCCGGUCAAGUCCGAGGCCCACCUGCCUGAGACGGACACGAACAACAAUGACCUGAAAGCGGGCGCGGGCGCAGAGCGCGGGCCCCACCGCCGCGCGGCACUGCGGGAGCAGAGCGUGCUGAGCGCGUCCGCCACCGACCUGGAGCUGCAGGCUCUCACGCGCAGCAUGGGCGGGAGGACGGAGUUCCAGAAGCAGGAUCUGGGGGGGCCAGAAGACGACAAAGACACAAUUGACCUCAGAGUCCUUCACCUCGCACCACACAGAGCACUCAAGUGCGCUGGCUCUUGGCCAGGGCACCAGUACCGGGACCAGCAAACGCAGACCAGUUUCCCCGAAGACCCGGAGAGCACUCGGCUCCCCCCGGGCGCACAGCUGGGAGGGUGGAGCGACACUGUGGCCACUGCAGAACGCUCAGGCCCUGCGGCCUCCCGAGCGUGGACGCACGCGGCGCUGGCUUCUGGUGACCACAGACAGAGGCCAGAUGCUAAAAACCUGAAAGGUCAAAGGUCCCUCAGCCCCUCCGGCAGCGUUUCAGGGACGUCCUCGUCUACACAUCAGGCGCCUGGGCCAAGGGCGGGCUGGAGUCAGCCCCGCGUGGAUGGCCGCGGACCCCGGGCCAGCCCCGAGCCGCCGCGGGAGGUGGUGAAAGGGGAGCCCACGGGCCCGUGCAACAGCAAACAGCUGUUUGGGCAGUUUCUCCUGAAACCGGUUAGUCGUCGCCCCUGGGAUUUGAUAAGUCAGUUGGAAAGUUUUAACAAGGAGCUUCAGGAGGGGGCAGAAAGCAGCGGCAGCAGCGCCGGUGAGGACAGCGAGGCAGAACCGCGGUGGGAGGACGGCGCCGACGCCAGACCCGGGGAUCCGGGCUUCCCUGAACACAGCCCGGGGAGGAGCGCUGAGCAGCAGCAGGACGUGCAGGUGCUGGAGGGCCCUGUGUGCAGGGCGGGAAAAGGCGAGCAUAAGCCUGAGAGCUGGAGCGAGGAGUCUGGGCCUGGCCGCCCGCCACCCCUGGGCCCCUUGCAGGUGGAGGGUGGCAGAGCGGACUCUCCCUGGUCGGCAGACAGCAGCUGGAGCACAGAGGAGACACGCCAGAAGGUUGGCAGUGCAGUGAGUGAGCCAGUGGUCAGCCCAGCACCUGUGCAGGGCAUGAUGUCUUCCAGACCAAGUGGCACAAAGCCAGUGUCCACAUCCUAUCCGGCUGAGCUGAGGGAGCCCCAGGAAAGUCAGGGACUCCCUGGCGCUUCCAUUUCUGUGACACCCAGCUCAGCAGGCCCUCCCGGGGUCCAUGGUGGGAGAGACAGGGGCACGGGGCUCCCUCUCUCCCUGACCAGCAAGAACCGCGGGCUCUCGGCACCCGACCUGCGGUCCGUGGGGCUCUCCGUGGGACCAGGGCAGAGCACCAGCGAGGUAGAGGGGUCUUUGGGGAAAGCCGUAGAAAUCUCCCCGGGCGAGUCCCUGCAAGCAAGGGCUGCGAGGAUCCUGGGCAUCGAGGUGGCUGUGGAGUCCCUCCUGCGGGGCACCAGGCGAGCGGGGCAGAGCCAGCCUCCUGAGCCUGACGCAAGUGCCUGCGGCUCAGAGUCCCCCAGGGAUGAGCCAUCCUCCAGCUCAGCCACGUCCGAUGGCCCCACGGUGCCUGCCGAUGCCUUUUAUGGCAGGAGGAAGUGCGGCUGGACCAAGAGCCCCCUCUUUGUGGGGGAAAGGGACAGUGCCAGGCAGGCUCCCCUGGUGUCCGAGCACUCAGGUGUGGACGGGGGCAUCGCCAGCGACGCCUCCAGCCCUGAGCCUCACCUCAGCCCCUUGGAGUCCAGCUCCUUCGACCAACAGGAUGUGGGGGCAAAACCCCCCUUCAGGUCCACUUUGUUCCAUUUUGUAGAAAGGACCCCAAGUGUGGCGGGCUCAGAAAAGAGGCUCCGAAGCCCCUCCAAAGUGAUUGAGAGUUUACAAGAGAAACUGGCUUCCCCGCCUAGGAGAGCAGCCCCCGACCGUCUGAUGAGAAUGAAGGAGGUGAGCUCAGUGUCUCGGAUGAGAUUCCUGAGCUUCCGGAGCGCCGACUCCAUGGAGGAGCCCGAGGAACUGAAGUCUGCCAGGGGCCAGCCCGGGCCACCCGGAGGCUUUGUGUCCCUCAGCGGUGGGGACCGGGCGUGGAGAGUGGGCCCCUCACUCUCCGUCUGUAAGGAGGGCAUCUCUUCGGGAGCAAGUGAGCAUCUGGCAGCACCAGAGGACGAGUGCGCUGAUCAAGACUUCUGGUGCCCAGAUUCGUAUGACCCCAGCAGAGUGGAGAGGGUAUGAUGAGAUGCGGUGACACGUGGGCCACUCUGGCUGUUAGCUGAGCAUUCUCGGUUUGGUCUGCCAGCCCAGCCUGCCCAAGUGGCAGCCGAAAGCUGCCGGUGUCUGGCAGCCCCACACCCUUCCCCACUGCCACCAGGACACUCGCCGUCCACACGGAAGUGCUCUGCGGAGAUGGAGCAAGAGCGCGUUGAAACCAUCUGCUCUGACAGCAUGAAGACUCAACGCCUGUAGUUAGAAAAGAGUUUCUAACUAGAAAAGAGUUUCACAGAGACUCUCCUUAAGGAUGGAUCUGGCCACGCUGGCAAGUGGUUUGGUGUCACCUGGUUCUGUGUGGGAACCCAAACGUGGAAGAUGGAGCGAAUGAGUCUGAAAGGACCGUGAAUGUCACAAGUCCCUCCCGUGCGUCUCCAUGGCCUGCGGCCUGUGCUCACGUUAAGGGGCGUGGGACAUGGGCUGCUGCCCGUUGUUCCACACUGUCAGUUCGGGGGACAUGUGAAGAAAUGCAUGUGACCCAUUUCUAAUCAGUUUGGCCUUCUGCUGCUGGAAGUAACUUUACUUCUAAGUAACCUGCCAUCAGAGAAUGAAAGCAAUAUCUUUUAAGUUCCUAAAAAGAUUUAAAGCUAUACUGUAAUAUCCUAAGAGUAUUAUUUAUCUGGUGGUGAAAUACUUCGAUCACUGCGAACAUGCCAUGGCCUGCUUUGCACUCAGUAGUGUCUAUUUUAUUUUCUGUAUGGGUAUUUAGAAAUCCUUUGUAUGAAAAAAAAUGCUGGUUUAAAAUAGACCAUUUUAACAAAGUAACUAUAUUUCUUUUUACAAAAAUGCUAUUUUUCUAUGAUGUAAACAAUUGUUAGGUGGCAGAUUUUUAAGGAAGUAUUAUUUUAUUUAAGAGUCUGUGUCCCUUCGUGGAGAGGAGCCCGGAGAGGGUUCGCUUUUGCUGUGGAGCGGAGGCCCCUUGCCCGAACACGAGGCUGUUGCUUCUGUCUUCGCAAAUGUCAACACAGACAUAUCACAGGGUUAAUAAAAUACACUUUUCACAAAGAUUUUUGUAAAAAUGUAGCUAUAAGAUUAUAUUUGAAAAUAACCCUCUCAAAACCAGCCAACAUCUUUACGACAAUUUUUGCUGCCAUAUCAACUAGAAUGACCAAAAAGCAUAGUUUUAUCUUUGUGUGCAUAGUUUUAUCUGCCCCAAGACCAGACUUUGCUCCCCUCCCCCACUGCCCCUUUAAAGAAAUAUGUAUUUUUAUCUAGAAUGAUCCUGAAUUAGUCUCUGCAUAUUUUUUAAAAGUGCUUGGGGACUAUAUAUACAUAUACAUAUAUAUGUAUAUGCCAUUACAGAAGUAUUCCGAGGCCUAUGUAUUCUGUUUAUAUUACAUUAACCUGCACAAAGUGUGUGCAUUUUUUAUGCAUUUGUUGCUUCUUUCUAAGUAAGGUUUUUGUGUUAGUUCACAUUCCCUAAAUGGUUUCCCGCCUUCUCCCUCCCUCCCCUUCUCUCUUCCUGCUUUCCCUCUUUCCUUCCUUCUCCCACCGCCCUUUUUCCUUCUCUCUCUUUAUUUAUUUUCUUUUUGAGAAACCACCUUAUCUAUUUUCAAACAUUUCAGAUUCCUAACAUGUGAGCUCUUGGUGAUUUGUCCUUGGCCUUCACGGGCUGUUCUCAUCUGUACUAUGUGAUUUUAUUUCCUAAGAGCUUUGCGUGUUUGGACCGUAACAAAAAAAGCAGACUCUAAGUAGCCCCAAAAAACCUUUUCAACCCCACUUAUCAGCAGUCUUGGUUUUUACCUAUGGCUCACAGUCACCUGCCUCCAGAACUCGGCUCUAUGAAGUCGCAGCAGCCAUGAGCAGGGCCGGUCUCUUCCCAGGCAGUGCAGAGUAGGGAGGAGGUCGAUCACCCCAUUCUAGCUGGUGACCCACCCAGUCUCCUGGUCAUACUGAGGGAGGGCUGAGCCACCGGGAGACCUUCGUGGGGUCCUAUUUCUCUCUUCAAAUGCAAAUGCACGCAGGUACAUGUAUAUACACAUACAUACAUGUACACAUAUACACAUACAUGUGUGUAUACACAUACGUAUACAUUGACACUGUCCUGAUUUCCUCUCAGAUUGUGUUGAUACCAUCUAGAGACUUUCUUGUAAACAAAAGGAUUAAAUUUUAGCUUAUUCCCCAAGAGAAGGAAAAGGAUCCUCAAGAAAAAAAAUGUUUAUACCCUUAUAUAUCUCAAACCAACCAACAUAGGAUGCUCUUCCAUUUUGUUUUGUUCUAAAUUGUUAUAUCAUAUCUUUUUGAAACUAUUCUAAAUUUAGUCAAAAUUAUCAAUGUUUAUAUUUCAACCUUAAUUUUUCUGCAUUCAAGCCUGUGUGUAAAUCUUUUUUUGGUGAAAAAGGUCACUUUAAAAAUUUAAAUAACUUAAAAACUUGAAUUUUAAACUUAUAUUCUGAGACAAAUAAUGGCCUCUAAUCAAAAAUAGCUUUCCCAGAGGUUUUGAACAUAGUACUAACUAUUCUUUUAUUAUUUCUAUUUCUCAUGCAUAUAUAGCUCCAUUAUUAUUUGUGGCUGGAAAAAAAAAGGUUUUUAUAUUUUGUAUUUGUUCCUGUUUUUUUCUCAAACACAUGAUUUACUAUUGGUGUUUAAUAAUUUGGAGGUUAUAAAAUUAAAGGUUCUAAUUGUGACCAUUUGGACUAAAAAUUAUAUGAAGAAUUAUAUACGAAAUGUAUUGGUAUUUCUCGAUUUGCAAAACAGGGGGAAAUGAUGAUAAAUUGCCUUUCUUUGAAGAAAAUUUCUGAAUGACUGAAAACCAAUACCCGUGUUACGAUUUUCAGCCUCUCACGGCUCUGCAAACCGAGGCAAACUCCUCGCUAAGAUGCAGCCAGCCCCUGCUUGGGCCUUUAGAUUAUUUCCAUGUUCAUAACCACGUGGAUUUCUUUUGCAAAAGCCCCUAAAACAUGAAUCUGCUCUUCAGGGUCCUGGUUUCCUUAUUAGAACUGUAGGUUGAGGUUUUGAUUCAUGUGGAAAUUCUAAGAACUUUUUUGGUUCCAUUUUGCUGCUGGUGAAGGGGUGUCAUUAAUGGAAGCUCAGAUGACUCUGAGACCAGCCCCCGGCCACUUUUGUGUCACCAGAACGACCUGCUCUGGCUGCCUCUGGGCUCAGGGCUUCUGAAAGAAAAACGAUGACACUGCUGUGUUGAAACAACCACUUCCCAGCCCUGGGCGGAAGGGACUGGCGCAGGACAACAUCAGCCCGUCAUUCCAUCCUGUCAGCCCCCCACAGAGUAUGUUUGUGUGUUUGGCUGUUUUUCAUUGUUGUUUGUUUAAAAUGAUUAAAUAAUACACAAUCAAGUGUCAGGGUAGCAUCUCUUGCAAAGUGACCGGUGCACAGAGCUCCGUCUCUCUGCGAGUGUUUGAGCUUAGAGAGGCACUUCCCAUCUCCCGAGUUCUCGCAAGCAGGUAACGUUUGUGUUGGGGGGCGUCGUGCAGCCAAGAUGCGUCUGUGCCGGGGAGACGAAUCUUGAGAGACGGGGUGUGGGCUGGAAUGUGUUUCUGAAGCCGAAGCUGUUGUAGGCCUGCGGGACUUUUGUAUUUUCUUUUUGUUUUGUUAUCUUUACUGCAGAUUGUCUACAUCUGUUUGUGGGAGGAGAGUUGCUACCCAAAACAGGAUUUAAGAGCCACGUUCCAGUGGCCUUUAGGAGUCUGCAUGGUGGGAGGUCCUUUUCUAGGAGCGUGCAUUGGUCACUUUGGGACCCACUAAGCUAAGAAGGGGGGGAUGAUAAUAUAACAUUAAAGGAAGAUUGGCCUCCAGCCUGCAUAUUUUGUUGGCAAGAAACAAAAAGGGAGCGGUUACGUCUAUAAAUUCAGCUUGAGGCCUCUUAAAAAGGUCGGUGCGGUCUAGCAAUCUGCCUGUUCAAACCGUCCCUGUGUUCCUCAGGGGUGUCGGGAGGCGGCCGAGUGCCUGCAGAUUCCUGGCUUUGACCUUCAAGAGCCCCUGUCACGUUCAUGUUCACUAACGCAGCAGAGGACAGGGAGGGGCUUGUUCUGUGGCCUUGGCUCACGGACUGAAACUCAGACCCAAAGGCAGCCUGGUGACCAGCCGCUCGUCCCCAUGACAGUGGCUGGGGAGGAACCUCGCCCCCCCCCCCGGGCCCCAGACACAAGCCAGCCCCAGCCAGGCUUGCAGCGGCACCCCCUCCUCCUCCUCCCUGCACCCCUGCCCCACAGCAGGGCGAGGUCUGUGACGUUCACUGUCACAGAGCAGGAAGGAGACAAAGGCAAGUUCAAGUUGGGAGGCACGAGGCAGAACACAGAAAUGAAAACCCUCUGUCCUAGCCGGGGAGAAAAGCAGUACCCUCUGGAUUGUAAAAAUCAAUGAAGUUCUCUCCACCCAGGUCAGCUGAAGUCCGAGCCCUCACAGUCGGGCCUAUCAGAGAAGCUAUGCGGAAACAUCUCCAAAAUAUAUAUAUAUAUAUAUAUUUCUAAAAUUUGGUGAAGACAAAGCCCUGAAACCCCACAGAAACUCGUAUCUGCUCACCCUUUCUUGGGUCACCACUGAGUCCCCAAGGCAGGUAGAAGGAGUCCUAGAAAGUCACAGUUGGUGGUGGCCGCUUGCCAGCUGCAGUCACUGCCCCCAGAUCGGGCAGCAGAGGGGACCUUGAGGUGAUGAGCAGAGUGGCAGCUGGAAUACGAGCGAGGCACAGAAGAAUGUCUUCCAGGAUCGCCUGUCUUUGCGCGAUGUAAAUACCCUGGCUUUUUCAGGGUGGCCGCUGGCCUGCUCAGCAACACGCGUGUUCCAAAUAAAGAUUUUGCAUGAAUGUA